Messenger RNA from Gracilinanus agilis (Agile Gracile Mouse Opossum), 501 nucleotides. The record is from the annotation of a RefSeq genome assembly. NCBI's taxonomy places the organism in Eukaryota, Metazoa, Chordata, Mammalia, Didelphimorphia, Didelphidae.
AUAAAAAUGAUAAUUAUUUUUUUUAUUUCUUUAUUAUUAAUCGUAGGGUUUGUAGCUUUUGCUUCUAAGCCCUCUCCGGUAUAUGGGGGGUUAAGUUUGGUUGCUAGUGGGGGUUUGGGCUGUGCGGUGGUGGUGUGUUUAGAAGAUGUAUUUUUGGGGCUAGUUGUUUUUUUAGUCUACCUAGGUGGUAUGUUAGUAGUUUUUGGUUACACUGCUGCUAUGGCUACAGAAGAGUUUCCGGAGACAUGAGUUGGAAAUGCUGUGGCUAUAAGUAUGUUAUUAUUUGUUUUGUUGAUGGAAGUAGUAUGAUAUUAUUUUUCUGGAGAAGUUCAUAUUAAUAUGGCUAUUGAAUUGUUUGAUUUUGCUGGCAGCCAUUGUAUUGGUCAAGAUUUUAAUGGUGUUUCGUUAUUAUAUUGAUGUGGUGGUUGAGCUUUAGCUUUAUUAGGGUGGAUUUUAUUUAUUACUAUCUAUGUUGUACUAGAGGUUGUUCGUGGGCGUAGA